UAUUACUGGCAGUAGUACUAGUUAACACCAUCACAUUGUAUCGCUGAGUGAAGAGUAGCCAGCACCUACUGAUCCCAGAGUUUGGAUAUCUUUUUGAUAGCUCAUCAUGUCUGCCCCAGCCCCAGAAGGUAACCGCCGCCUGCAACAGACUCAGGCCCAGGUGGACGAGGUGGUGGAUAUCAUGCGUGUGAACGUUGACAAGGUGCUGGAGCGUGACCAGAAGCUGUCGGAGCUGGAUGACAGAGCAGACGCGCUGCAGGCCGGAGCCUCCCAGUUUGAGACCAGCGCUGCCAAGCUCAAGAGGAAGUACUGGUGGAAGAACUGCAAGAUGUGGGCCAUCCUGAUAGCUGUCAUAGUCAUCAUUCUGAUCAUCAUUAUCGUCUGGAGCACACAGUCGUAAAGAAUCAGGAUGAAGAGGAGGAGUUGCAAGAAUGAUGAAGGAGAGGAACAAGUGAAAAGCUGAAUGUUUCUGAGGAGGGAGUCACAUGGUUUAGCCUACUGAACUCCACAGCCUAUUUUCUACUGCAAAGGUCCCUGUCCCUGGUCCAGAGAGCUGUGUAUGUGUGUGUCUGUGCCUGAGUGUGUGUGUGCUUUGGUUUCAAGGCCAUCAUCCACUCAGAAUCCUGUCAUCAUGAGGAUGAUUGUUGUGAGUAUUGUUGUGAGUAUUGUGUGAGAGCACAGUGGCUUUACUGGACCAGGUGUUGGUAAGAAUACUGCUUCAAACUCCUCAUACAAAAUAUUAUUUUCUUCUUUUUUAUUAUUAAUUGCCAAUAUUUGAUUGUGUAAUAGCGUGAGGCAGAGAGAGACAAGUGCCUUUUGAGAGCUGCUCUGUCUCUGUUUCGCUGUUAGUCUCUACUGUAAUGCUAAUCUAAUGUGCCAAGGGGGCCGCUUGACCUGCACGUGCACACAAAUAAACUUGUUUUUCAUAACAGAUCAAUACAUGGUAGUCUGAACAGAAGCCAAAUGUACCUGAGAAGUGUUCUUAUCUCCAGAGUCAAACCUGAAACGGUUGAGAUUCAAUUGAAACGUUACUUGUCAUCUUCUUCCUCCCUAAAGAAGAGUAGCCACGGUUGUAGUCACAUUGGAAAAAUUAGCUUACAAAUUACACCAAGCUUGUGUACUAAGUGACCAAGUAAGUACACAAAGCCCUAAUAGUCCUAUAUCCUACUGCCACUACAUGGGGAUGAAAUGUGCCAUGUGUCUUGUUGCUUGAAGUUGUGAUCAGGGUCAAAGCACAAAGUAAUAGCUACAGUAUGUGGUAGAAAAAAAGGUAAAUCUAACCAAACACAGCCAUGGUUUACAUACUGAACCUACUUACCAGCCAACCCUCAAGCAGUGCCUUGAAAUACUCACAAACAAAAACACAAACCUUUCCAAGUUUGUGCCUGUCUAAGUGCUUAUCCUUCACAGUACACCAGUCUCCUCCAACUCACUCAAGGAUCAGCUACACCUCUACAUCCAGUUCCUUAUUUUAUGAAUUUGAUUUAAUAAAAUGUAUUUCGUAUGUAUACAUUUGAUGCUUAUUUUGAGGUGUGUAGGAAUUUUCAGUAAUAGUAUAGUGCCUUUCUUGUAGUAUAGUGCUUUUUUUGCUAACUGAUGGAUUUAAUAUUUGGCUGCUGCUGUAAAAAGCAUCUUAGCAGAUGUAGUUUAGAUGGAAAAUGUCACAUAGGUGUGCCAAUACCAUAAGUCACAUUUGCUCUAUCUUCCCGCCCCAGUGCCUAUGGCUCGUACAGAUCUGGUAUGAAAAUACAAUGUAUAAAUGUAAUAUGUUGCACAGCAAAAGGCGAGGUUGUUUAUUGCUUUACAACAGUUCUAUUUUCUCCAGAGGAUCUCAGUUUCAGGACGUAGUGUCCAGGACAACUUCAACAAAUAUUGUGGCUCCUGAAGCUGAUUAUUUAAAUGUAAGGUUUAGACUAGUAUAAAACAGCCUUGUUCCAUAUACAAUACAUUCUGUUUCAGAAAGUGUUUAAUGUAUACACCCAGAUUGCAAAAUAUAUUGCUUGUGUCUAGCUUUUCUGUGUGAAAACUAAUGAACCAAGUGCAAUUCUACUCUUUGGCCUUGAAUGCUUUGUGUAUUUGCUUGAAUAAAAACAAAUGUAACAUUGAUCACCAAA
Messenger RNA from Hypomesus transpacificus, 2114 nucleotides. RefSeq names its product vesicle-associated membrane protein 3 (cellubrevin) (gene vamp3). Gene Ontology annotation, molecular function: SNAP receptor activity; syntaxin-1 binding. The coding region runs from base 107 to 400 and encodes 97 amino acids. Gene Ontology annotation, biological process: vesicle-mediated transport; SNARE complex assembly; vesicle fusion. Gene Ontology annotation, cellular component: SNARE complex; plasma membrane. The record is from RefSeq and is a predicted model, not a curated record. NCBI's taxonomy places the organism in Eukaryota, Metazoa, Chordata, Actinopteri, Osmeriformes, Osmeridae. The transcript is spliced from 5 exons.